CUAAAACCCCUGGCAUUCAUAGAGAUAGAAGCAGUGACACAGCUUUGUGCCUAACUAGCAUCGCAGUGGCAGAGACGCACGCAGUUGCCGCAUCAGUCCGCAUCAACUGCACGUUUGUUUGAUCUCUCUUCACCCUUCAAAUUGCAAGUGUGACCGUCGAAGAAGAGGUAGGAAUCUUUCUUGCAAUUCCAAUCAUGACUUUGCUAGAAGUAAUUAAGGAUGCUUCAGUCAAUUCAAAACCACUUGAUUCACCUUUGGACUACCCAAUUGUUCUGAACCCAGGUGGUAUCUUACCUAAUUUAAAGCCUGAAGUUGAAGAUGAAUCUUCUUCAUCCCUCAUAAAACCCCUUAUUGGGUGGCAAAUUUCACAAACUGAUGCUGAGAUUAUUGACGUUAGCAAAAAGUUCUUUACACAACUGAAGGCUAAGCUUAAGAACACUAAUAAUUUGGAUAAGGGUGAGUUUAUUAGUAGUUUGAAUUCCUAUCUAGAAAACAUUAGGGACAAAUUAGGGGUUGUGAUUGGGGUUGAUUCAUCCUGUAGUGGUUAUACCAGGAUUUUGAUUGAAAAGCUUGGAGUUUUCAUAGGUAAAGAUGUUGCUGGCCUGGUUUUGGAUGGGAGUGUUUCUUUGGAGAUUUGGGAAGUGGUCAAGGCUUUGAUUGUUAAUGGUAUUACUGAGCAUUCUUGUUAUUCAGACCUGGUUACGAAGUUAGUGGUGAAAAAGAGGUCUGAUUUGCUCUGUUUAUGCAUUAAGCAUGGUUUCGAUCUUGGUUCAUCAGAAAUACUUACCAUUUUGAGGUACUUUCUUUCUCCAUCCAAAGAUAGUUAUGACAGUAUGGUAACUGUGAAGAAGGAGUGGGAGUGCCAAGCACUGUUGGCCAUUGAGAAAGCAAGUGAUAGCAAUCUUAAGAAGAAGUACUUGCUUAUAGCAAAGGAGGCUUCCAUUUUGCUUAUGAUGGCAUAUGAUGGUUUCUCUGCUUCUGAAAUUUGUUUGCAUUAUCUGUUUUCAUCAUCCAACAUCAAUGAUGUGAUGUUAUCCCCUUCAUUCAGUAAGUUGAACAGCAAAGAGUUGAUAAAUUUGAUUCGUUAUUUAGCCAAGUGGUUGAAGAAAUAUGAGAGGUUUCCUCAAGCAGGACCAUGUCCAAAAGCCUCAUCAGUUUCAGUUUUGGGUUUGAAUGUUUGUGAUUGGGUUCCUAAACUCGAAGAUGUUAUAAAAUGUCUUGGCUUAGUGCUUGAUGAGAAUUUUUCUUCGUUGGUGUUACAUCCACAGUUUCACGAGGAGCUGAGAUCAAUUGAAGGAGUGGUUAGUUGUUUGACUGUUGAAGCCAAAUUUUGCCACUUGAUGACUGAUGUAGUGGACAAAAUAAAGAUCGAAGUAAAAGGUGAAAAUAAUUAAGUCCCUUCCGAAGAUUAUGUUUUGCAUAUUUGCUAAUGAUGCACUAUUGUAUGGGCAAUGAUCAGUGAACACUGAACACACAUCUCUCUCUUUGUAUCCUCUUUUCACAUAAUACAUGGACAGAGAGACCAUAACUCCAGGAUAUGUUUAUUGUUAAGGAUCGUGACUAUAAUUUCAUUUAGAGAUUCAUGCCUAUAACCUUUUAUUUGUAUUAGGAUUCUAUGCAGUAUAACCUUUUUUUUGGGGUCACAACAUUGGUCUUUGUAUGCCUUGCUUAUGUUGUGCAUAACGAUUUUCUUGUGAUCCAUAAUAUUUUUGGUACCA
Glycine soja is the source of this 1718-nucleotide messenger RNA. RefSeq lists its product as uncharacterized. Lineage: Eukaryota; Viridiplantae; Streptophyta; Magnoliopsida; Fabales; Fabaceae. The transcript is spliced from 2 exons. The coding region runs from base 195 to 1394 and encodes 399 amino acids. The record is from RefSeq and is a predicted model, not a curated record.